Penaeus vannamei (Pacific white shrimp) is the source of this 6962-nucleotide messenger RNA. Lineage: Eukaryota; Metazoa; Arthropoda; Malacostraca; Decapoda; Penaeidae. The record is from RefSeq and is a predicted model, not a curated record.
AUGAGAGACUUGAGCUCAUGUCUGCCCAUUUCCUCAAAAGGAGAAACUUUCCUAAGAUCUCCCAGUCUAUCAACUAAACUAAACACCGAGAUGCACCCAGCAUUCGUAGAAAGGCACCAGUUUAUUGUUUAUGUUUUCUGGGGAUAUAAAUGGGGUGUUUCAUACAUUUCAGAUGGGAGAAUAUGGAAUUCUGAAGUUGUGAAAGUUAUUCAAUUUCCAACACAGAUCCUAGAUGGUAAGAUUUUGAGAACUAAGAAUGAAGCAGUGCUCCUCCCAACGACUCCUAAGCCCUCCCACGACUCCUUCCCCUCCCACGACUCCUUAAGCCCCGCCCCCAAGUAUGACUCGGCGUGGCACGAGUGGUCAGCAGAGGUCCUUCGGGGCAAGAGAGAGCCAUACGACCCUACGGAGAACGAGAUCCCCCAGGGGCCUUGGGGUCCGUGGGGCACCCCGGGCCCUUGCUCCAGGACGUGUGGGGGCGGAGUCAGGACGGCCAUGAGGGAGUGUCGCGGUCAAAGUGGGUCCCCUACUGAAAGCCGCAACCCAAAAGUGCGAGCUGAACUGCCAGCCCUGGGCGCAGAGUUCUACUACAGCAGGCCACUGGAAGGUCUCGUUGGAUUGGGACACCCCUGUGAUGAUGACGGGCGCCCCCGUCUGCUGGCAUGGGCGGCUGUUAUGCCAAUCGGAUGCGACCGCAAGCUCGGCUCGACGGCCAAGGAGGACAAGUGUCGAAUCUGUGGCGGCGACGGAUCGACCUGUAACACAAUCAAGGGAACUUUUACGAAAGAGAUUUUAACGGUCGGCUACAACGACAUCUUCCUCAUACCGGCCGGAGCAACAAACAUCUACGUUGAGGAGAUGGCCGUCUCACACAACUACCUGGCCCUCCGAAACACCAGCGGCCACUUCUACCUGAACGGUGACUGGCGAAUCGACGCCCCGAGGUCAUUCAAGGUCCCGGGGUCACCAGGCGAGGUCGCGAGGUUCAGGCGAGGUCACGUCGUGGCGACCUUCCACUACGAGCGGAGGGGGGGCAGGAGGACGUGGCUGGUUUUCUUCUCCCGGAGGCCUGAAGACCGCAACGUGACCUGCGUCCGGACGAGUGACCUUGUUUCCCGUGGCCGAGUACCUGUAUGGCAGCUCGGCGCCUGGACUCCCUGCUCCAGCUCCUGCGGCGAGACUGGCCUUCAGUUCCGCACCGUCUUCUGCUCGCGACGGUUCGGCCAAGAAGGACUCCUCGCGGUCGUGGAGGACUCGGAUUGCCUGGAGGAGGACGCAGGGCGGGAGGCGUGGCAGGAGGGGGCGUGGUCAGAGGAGGAAGAGGAGGCGGGGCAGGGGGCGUGGCAAGAGAGGCCCUCGAGUGUGAGGGAGUGUAAUAGGGAGCUGGCUUGUCCCUCCUGGCACGUUGGGGCCUGGACGCCGUGCAACAAACUUUGUGGACCCGGCAAGCAGACUCGAAAAGUCACUUGUCAUCGCCGGAGCGCCAAUAGGCCCGUGGCACUGGACGACGCCGAGUGCCUGGAGGAGAAACCGGAAGAGGAGAAGGAGUGCCAGUUGGUGCCAUGCGGAGGAGUCGACUGGGUGGCGGGGAUUGGAGUGGGUGCGGGCGGGGCUGCGGCCAGCUGCUGGAGACGCGGCCCGUGCUCUGCGUGGGCCAGAAGGGGGGGUCCUCCCCGGGGCUCUUUUAAUUGCGGUCGGGGCUGCGGCCAGCUGCUGGAGACGCGGCCCGUGCUCUGCUGCGGGCGAGGCUGCGGCCAGCUGCUGGAGACGCGGCCCGUGCUCUGCGUGGGCCAGAAGGGCGGCGUCCCCCCCGGGGCUCUUUUAAUUGCGGCGAGGCUGCGGCCACUGCUGGAGACGCGGCCCGUGCUCUGCUGCGGGCGAGGCUGCGGCCAGCUGCUGGAGACGCGGCCCGUGCUCUGCGUGGGCCAGAAGGGCGGCGUCCUCCCCGGUUCCUUCUGCGAGGGCGAGAGAAGGCCGAUCACCUACAGGAACUGCUCGGAUGUCGUGGCGUGCAAGUUCCGAUGGUAUGCUUCCGAGUGGAGUCAGUGCUCGACGUCCAUCGGCGAGGGAGUCCGGACUCGCCACGUCCUCUGCGGAUCCUGGGACGAGAAGGAGGACUUCGUGGGAUCCGUUGCAGAGUCCAGUUGCAGUCCUGCCAAGAGGCUCGUUGCCAUGGAGUCCUGCAAUGGGACGAAGGUGGAAGAGGAGGAAAAGGAGGAGAAGGAGGAAGAGGAGGAGGAGAAGGAAGAUUUGGAUGGGGAGUGGUUCGCCGGGCCUUGGAGUAAGUGCUCCAAGGACUGCGGUGGAGGAACCAUGACGAGGAAGGUUCUCUGCUACAAGAACGGACAGCAGGCGACCGUGCUGAGUGCGAUGCAAUGCCCUGCCCUAUGCCCUGGAGACGUGUAUGAGAUUCUCGGAAUAGAUCGAGUGGACGAAGAAGAGGUGUGUGACGAGGAAGAUGAUGAGGAGGAGACCUCUGGCGACUCGAGCUCCUCCGGUGACCUGACCUCGUCCUCGGGAGAUGACCUUGACCUUGCCUCGGGAGAGACCUUGGCCGACGAAGGGUCAGGAAGAGAGGGAGAGGAGAGCGGAUCCACGGAGUACCCGGCAUCUUCGAAACCCGAAGAAGACGAGGAAGAAAAACGGAAAACAGAAAACGCCGUUUUCUGGCUCCGCUCUAGACGGUCGGCGAAUACUUUAUUAAGCGACGAAGCCGAAGGAUCCGGUUUCGGAUCGUCUGGCUACGGCUUCGACUCCGGUCUCUCAGGUUGGCUCGGCUCGGGCUCGGGCAACGCGUUCGGAUCCGGGAACGAAGUCGAGAUCGACGCGUUCGGAGACGGCAAAAAGACGAAGGAGAAGGGGAAAGGAAAACCCAAGACGAAGAAGGAGAAGGAGAAGGAGAAAGAGAAGAAGAAGAAGCAGAAGAAGAAGAAGAAAUGCCAAGACAAAGAGAAACCGAAGAAAGAGGGAGAGGAGGAGGAGGAGAAUUGUCUACAGUCGGCCUUCGGAUGCUGUCCCGAUAGGGUCACCCCCGCUGCGGGUCCCUUCCAAAAAGGCUGCCCGAAGGUGUCCUCCUGUCGGGACACCCUCCACGGCUGCUGUCCCGACGGCUUCAGCAUCGCUCGAGGUCCCGACGGCGAGGGCUGCGAAGGGGGCGUGGCAGGGGGCGUGGCCACACCUCUCUGCGCCAACGCCCUCUUCGGCUGCUGUCCCGACGGGGUCACCGAGGCCGAGGGCGCCGACGGGGAAGGCUGCGAGGGCCUGAUGGAGUUCGACUGCGGGAAGAGCGAAUUCGGCUGCUGCCCCGACGGCGUGUCCCCGGCCAAGGGCGUGGACUUCCGCGGCUGCGAGGACGUGGAGUGCGAGGGCUCCGGGCCCUGCGAUGACACGACCUGGUGCCCCCACCACCCUCCCCCUCUCGAGAGUGAGUGGGAGUGGGAGAACGGAGAGGGAUGCUGUCUGAGCAACGAGUUCGGGUGCUGUCCGGAUAAUAUUCGGGAGGCCAAGGGGCCCUUCCAUCAAGGUUGCGGCUGUGAGUUCAGCGCGUACGGCUGUUGUCCGGAUAACGAGACGGUCGCUCGCGGUCCGAAUAACGAGGGAUGCGGGUGCCAGUACACGCCCCAUGGCUGUUGUCCGGAUAACCACACCCCCGCUGGCAGUGCGAAUAAGGAGGAGGGUUGCCCGUGUCACAGCUUCGAAUUCGGGUGUUGUUCGGACGGCGUCGGUAUCGCUCGGGGACCCAAUGGGGAAGGAUGCGGCUGCCAGUACUCCCCCUACGCCUGCUGCCCGGACGGCAAGACCCCCGCCAGCGGCCCCGACCUGGAGGUGGCCUGCGGGUGCGAGUCCUCGAGGUUCGGCUGCUGCCCCGACGGCGUCACCAAGGCGGCAGGGAGGUUCUUCGAGGGCUGCGAGGCGGAGGAGGCCGAGGUGGAGGUGCCUGGAGAGGUGUGCGGCCACGCCAAGGACCGCGGGCCCUGCGGGAACUUCACGGUCAAGUGGUACUUCGACAUGGACUACGGAGGCUGCAGUCGGUUCUGGUUCGGGGGCUGCGAGGGGAACCUGAACCGGUUCGCUUCCCAGGAGGAGUGCGCGGCGGCCUGCGUGGAGCCGGAAGGAAGGGAAUCGUGCCGGCUCCCGCGGGUGUCGGGGCCUUGCACGGGGUCUAUCCCUUCCUGGUACCACGACCCAGCGAGCGGGACCUGCAAGCCCUUCGUCUACGGCGGAUGCCUCGGGAACAACAACCGGUUCCAGGACAAGGAAAGCUGCGAGGAAAAGUGCGUCAUUCCGGAGAAGACCGGAAAGCUGCGUGAUUCCGGAGAAGACCGACCCUGCCUCCAAGCGCUGACCCCCGGACCCUGCCGUGGCAACUACACCCGGUGGGCGUACAGCCAAGAGACAGAGACCUGCCGGAGCUUCGUCUUCGGAGGCUGCAAGGGCAACGCCAACAACUUCCUGGAGGAGGAGGAGUGCGUGCAGCGGUGCAUGCGCGGCGGCAGGAGAGGAGAGAGGGACCAGUGCUUCGAGUUCGACUAUGGAGGCUGUCAAGGAAAUAGGAACAGAUUCGACUCGCUCCGCCUGUGCCAGCAGCGUUGCCAACGAGGGGGUCCGAAGACGACGACGAUGACAACACUGCUCCCAGACGAUACUUGUCAACGGUACCCUCGCGUGGCCCUGCCCGAGAUGUGCCUGCAACCGGUGGAGGUCGGACCGUGUCGAGGGGCGCUGCCGAGGUUCUACUACGACUCCCGCAGCAACCGGUGUGUCGGCUUCUCGUACGGAGGAUGCAGGGGAAACGCCAAUCGGUUCAUUUCUGCUGAGAUGUGCCAGAGACAGUGUGGCGAGUAUAGGAAUCAAGACUCCUGCAACUUGCAACCGACCUCAGGCCCCUGCAACGGCUCCUUCAGGAAGUGGUACCAUGACCCUUAUGAGAGGCGUUGCAAGCCCUUUGCCUACAGCGGUUGCAAAGGAAACAGCAACAGAUUUUCAACACAGGAGGAAUGCGAGGCUGUGUGUGUCUACCAUGACACCAUCUUGCCGAGAGGGAAUGACACCUUGGAAGCUAAUACGAUGAUCUGCGAAAUGGAAGCAGAUCCAGGCCCUUGUUCGGACGGUUACAAGCGCUGGCAUUUCUCGAAGGAGGAAGGCACUUGCGUUCCCUUCACCUACGGAGGCUGCGGAGGGAACCUGAACCGCUUCAAAAAGUUCAAUUCCUGCGUCGAUUUCUGCUCCGCGGCUGUGGAGAAGUACAGGGGAUCCCUGCCCACGACGACCCAUGACCCCAACGCCAUCAUAGUGCCACGCCCAGGCGGUGCCACGGACUGCCAGGCGGAGAAGAUCGAGUGCCAGCUGUUAAAUUGCCCCUACGGCCUGCAGAAGUCGGUGGACGGCCGCGGGUGCCACGUCUGCUCCUGCUACGACCCCUGCGAGAGGAUGCGGUGCCCUGAGGAGACCCAGUGCGCGGUUGACCUGACCUCGGGGUCGCGCGGGGAUCUGCUGAGGUUGGAGGCCAAGGCGGACGGCGGCCGCUGGGUGGCCGUGUGUCGGAGAGUGGUGAAACAAGCCCGGCCGCUGCCCCCCAGCCUCCGCCCCAUCGCCUCCGAGUGCCAGGACGAGUGCCAGAACGACUCCGGGUGCCACGGCGACCGGAAGUGCUGCCACAACGGCUGCGCCUUCUCCUGUGCCAGUCCGGUGCCAGAGGAGGGGGCGGUGCCUGCGUAUCGACCCCCAGUGACCACGCCGGCCGCCAAGCAUCUACCUCCCGUCCCCACAGUGACCGGCACUCCCGCCCGUAUCGUUGGCACUGACGCCGAGGUGACAGCCCAGGAGAACGACGUGGCAGUCCUGAGGUGCCGUGCCAAGGGAGUGCCAACGCCUACCAUCUCUUGGUACAGGAAGGGGUACCCGGUCGACACAGAGAAGGACACCAGCCGCUUCCGGAUCCUCGUGGGCGGGGCACUGCAGGUGGUCAACACCGAACGGGCUGACGCGGGCGUGUACACGUGCAGGGCUCAGAACGGCGUGGGCGGCCCCGACGAGAGGGAGAGCAGACUGGUUAUCACGACCCCACCCCCCGCCCGUCGCAAAUCAUCCCCUGGGGACGCGGGAGUGGGCGGGUCUUUGCCGGCGACGACGCCUCGACCAAUCCCGUCGUGUCUGGGUGGCUCCGCCCCACUUGUACUGCCGCGCGCGGUGGGUUGGCCCCGCCCCUCUGUCACGUGGUGGCGCGGGAGCAACAUGCUUCCUCUGUCCUCGCCUCAGUUCGAGCACUACCGCCACGGGGUGCUGGUCAUACGCCGGGUGACGCUCCCUUCGCUGGGUCCGUACACCUGCCAGGUCUAUAACGGGCGCGGGAAGGCCAAGUCUCACACGGUCGUCCUUCACGCCCUGGGCCCCGUGCACUCUUUGGAGGCCCCGGGCGGGUACUCGGGUCUCCCCGGCCUCUCCCGACCCGGUAACCCGUACCAGUACCCCGGUAACCUGAGGCCGUUCCUGAAGUACGUCGUUUCCCCCCCCGAGGCCCCCCCCGAGACGACGUCAGCCAGGCCGGAUGUCAGUACGACGCUUUUCCCGGCAAUUUUGCCCUCGAAUCGACCCUUCUGGCCUCCCUAUCUGAGUCGUCCCGGGGUUUCUAAGCCUGAUACCACUACCACUACUACCACAACUACUACCACUGCACGGCCUUAUAUUGAGCCUCUAAGGGCGACGAUCCGCAUCAACGCCACGGAAUUCGCGCCCCAGUCGACCAUCCGCAUCCCCUGCGAGGUCAGCGGGUUCCCGACGCCGAGGUUGACCUGGUUCAAGGACGACGUCGAGGUCACGAGCACCGGGAGAUUCUCUGUUGAAGACGACCACCCUCGUCAUCCAGGCAGCUGACGAGGACGACUCCGGAUUCUACCGCUGUGUGGCCGAGAACGACUUUGGGAAGGCGGAUAGUUCCACGCCCGUAUCCGUGCGAGGUGGGU